This is a messenger RNA of Protopterus annectens (West African lungfish), 5098 nucleotides long. Its product is annotated as short transient receptor potential channel 2-like. The record is from RefSeq and is a predicted model, not a curated record. The transcript is spliced from 22 exons. Gene Ontology annotation, biological process: calcium ion transmembrane transport; regulation of cytosolic calcium ion concentration; single strand break repair. Gene Ontology annotation, molecular function: inositol 1,4,5 trisphosphate binding; store-operated calcium channel activity; protein binding. NCBI's taxonomy places the organism in Eukaryota, Metazoa, Chordata, Ceratodontiformes, Protopteridae. Bases 1 to 4554 code for a protein of 1517 amino acids. Gene Ontology annotation, cellular component: nucleus; membrane; cation channel complex.
AUGAGACACUUGGUCUACCCGCCAGAAUCACUCACUGAAGCCACUGACUUAGAGGAAGGAAACAGUGGAAGUGCAUUUGUUCAGAUUGAGGUUGCGCGGUCAUCCUGGCCUCUAGACAAACCCUAUGUGAUGUUUCUUCCCAAUACAACACUAAUGACACCAGCAGAUUCCAAACUGGGAAAGAACCGGACUGGAGUACGCAUGUUCAAAGAAGGGGACUUCCUCUCUCCAGCUGUGACAGAAAAGUGGGAUCGCAUCAGAAUAACCUGCAGCCAGCCUUUUAACAAGUAUGCACAGUUUGGUCUCUCAUUUAUUCAAAUCCGUACCCCUUUAGAUGGUGGCAGUGAAUGUGCUGCUUUGAACCCGAAUCAGCAGCACCACGCACAACAUCCUGCAGAAAAAUCAGAGCUUUCUUCCAGCCCUUGGCUUUGUAACCCAGCUAUCCAGAGAACCUUCUUCGCUGAGGCACAAGUGGAGAGUCCUUCAGAGCAGCAGCUAAAGAACAGACUACAUCAAAUGGAUCCAAAUUCUGCUUCACGUCUAGGGAACAAAGUCUGUCUGAGUCGCACUGCCAAGAUGGUAAUAUCUGCAGCACAAUCUAGAUGCAGUCGGAACAUUCCAUUACAGAGUGGUGAGAGCCCUUCUGUUAGUAAGAGGAUUUCUGGUGUGUCUGAAAAUGCAGAACAGCCGAGUAACCUGGAUAGGACUAACUGCAUAGUAGGUUCUGUUAAUGGACUCACAAUGGUAACACCUUCUCAAGGAUCCACAGUUGAGUCAAAAAGCAGGAAGAGAAGCUGGGGUAAUAAAUCGCUGACGAGAUCACCAGCUUCUGGAUCCAGAGGGGCAUCUUUGAAAAAAAAGAGACUGGACCUGUCUAAACCACAGAAUGAACCUUUGACACGUAAGCUGCAAGAGACUAACAAAGGUGAUGACCAGGCAAGCCGCUGCCCAAUCUGUGGAGUAUUAUUCACCAACAGUUAUCUUCCUCUUCAUGCUUCCCGAUGUGGCGAUGAUUAUGGUAGCAGGGAAGAUGUCUCCGAUGAUGAUGAGCCUAUCAUAGUUGAUGUGUGCAGCUCUUCCAGGGAGAGUUCACCAUUUGUUCCUUGCCCACUCUGUGGAUUUCAUUUCAGUGUCACAGAAAUUGAAAGACAUGCCAGUACUUGUGGGGAGGCAGGAGAAACUAUAGAUGCUAGUCCCUCUUGGACAUGGAUUGUUUUCCAAAUGUCUGACUCAUACUCAGACUCUGAUGUAGAAGAUGCUUCUGUGAAAGUUGAUGAUGUUGCAUUUAAAUGUAUUACCUGUAUGGAUGUAAAAAAAUGCAUUGCGUAUGUGAACAUGGUCAUUUAUGAGCUGCAACUGCAUGGUGAUAUAGAUAUAGAUUUAUUUAAUUACUUGACUGUUUCUUGCCCUGUCACUCCACAACUUUAUGGCAUCCCCAAAAUUCACAAGUCUAUGACUGAUCCACCUAUGAGACCUAUUGUCUCAGGUGCUGGUUGGGUGACUGAGCCCAUAUCCAUUUAUUUGCAUGGACAGCUCCAACCAUUCCUUAUUGAAUGUGAUUCUAUCUUACAGGACACUAUUGAUUUUCUGCAAAAGCUAAAGGUCUGGUAUAGUGUAGGAAAGGUAGACUUGGCCGUCAAGAGGUACUAUUUGGUUACAUUGGAUAUUGUAUCUUUGUUUACGGUCAUUCCGAUUGAUGCUGGUAUUGACUUACUAAGGGAAUUUUUGGCAUCAUGUCCCAAUCCAGAUUUUGGUAAAAUUGAAAAUAUAUGUAGUCUUAUGGAUGUCAUAUUGAAAAAUAAUGUUUUUCUUUUUGAUGAUUCUCUGUACCUUCAGCUUACGGGUGUGGCUAUGGGUACUUCCGUAGCCAAUACGUAUGCCAAUCUGGCAGCAAACUGGAGAGAAAUAGUAAACAAGAAGAUGAAGUUUCCUCCUUCUUUACAUUCAGCAAUCAGUGAAGGUAACUUGAACCAGGUGUGCCGGCUGGUACAGAGCAAUGAUGGAAUCCUCAGGCAGCUGGAUGACAGUGAGGACAGGUCAUGGAGAGAGGCUCUCAAUCUCGCAAUCCGUCUUGGUUAUACAGAUAUCACAAAAACGUUGGUUCGUUGUGUAAAGUUUGAUUUUCGUCAGAUUCACGAAGCUCUCCUUGUUGCUGUAGACACAAACCAGCCUCAAGUUGUCAAGCUUUUGCUGGAUCGUCUAGAUCAAGAAAAAGGAUUCAAGGUGGACAUCAAAUCAUUUUCAUUGGCCAUAUUUGAUAACUCCAUUGACAACUCUAGUUUUGCCCCUGGAGUGACACCUCUCACUUUAGCCUGUGAGAAGGAUCUAUAUGAGAUAGUGGACAUGUUGAUUAAAAAGGGCCACUCCAUUCCCACUCCACACAAAAUCUCCUGUAGUUGCUUGGAGUGUAGCAAUGGCCGGAAAUAUGACUUACUCAAAUUCUCGCUGUCACGUAUCAACACCUACAAGGGUAUUGCCAGUCGAGCUUAUCUGUCAAUUGCAAGUGAGGAUGCUAUGUUAACUGCUUUCAAGCUCAGCAGGGAAAUGAAACAGCUGUCAAAGAAGGAACCUGAGUUUAAGCCUGAGUACUUGGCCCUGGUGGAACUAAGCCAGGACUUCGCUGUUGAGUUGCUUGGAAUGUGCCGGAAUCAGAGUGAGGUAACUGCAGUGCUGAAUGACAUUGGAGACAGCAAUGAAGAAGACAAUUUGGAUGAUCAGGCUUUUGAAGAAGGUAUCCCCAACCUUGCAAGACUACGUUUAGCAGUGAACUACAAUCAGAAAAGGUUUGUAGCUCACCCCAUCUGUCAACAAGUGCUCUCAUCAAUUUGGUGCCGGAACCUAUCUGGAUGGAGAGGCAGUAACACUCUGUGGAAGCUGGUGAUCUCAGUUGUAAUCUUCCUAUUAAUGCCUAUGCUGUGCCUGCUUUAUUGGGUUGCUCCUAAAUCAAAGCUUGGCAAGAUGCUGAAAAUUCCAGUAAUCAAGUUUCUGCUUCAUGCUGCUUCAUAUGUAUGGUUCCUCAUCUUCCUCUUGGCAGAGUCCUUGCUUCUAGAGUAUCGACAGGAGGCUUAUUCCAGUAGGAAGCCUACACUAUGGGAAAAUUCAUUCCACAUGAUCUGGGUUGUUGGUUUCUUAUGGUUCGAAUGUAAAGAAGUAUGGAUAGAGGGGUUGCGUAGCUACCUCUUUGACUGGUGGAAUUUUCUAGAUAUGGUUAUUCUCAGUAUGUACUUGGCAUCCUUUACUCUCCGUGUCUUAGUGGCUCUGCAAGGGUACUUUUCCUGUUUCUACAUGCCAUCUUCUGAACAGUGUUACUACUUUACAAAAGCUGACCGAGAAGACUGGCGUCCUGAGGAUCCCCAGUUCAUUGCUGAAGUACUUUUUGCGGUAACCAGUAUGUUAAGCUUCACUCGUUUGGCAUACAUCUUGCCUGCCCAUGAGACCCUUGGGACCAUGCAAAUCUCCAUUGGAAAAAUGAUUGAUGACAUGAUCAGAUUCAUGUUUAUUCUGAUGAUCAUUCUGACAGCAUUUCUGUGCGGACUCAACAACAUCUAUGUCCAUUACGCUGCAUCAGAGAGGCUGGGAACUUUCAAUGAGACCCUUCCAUUUUUAUUCUGGACCAUGUUUGGAAUGGAAAAUUAUGGUGCUGUGAACAUGUCUAAAUAUGCGGUAGCUGGAUAUGUAGGACAGAUCUUGUAUGGCAUUUACACAAUUGUGAUGGUAAUCAUACUCCUGAACAUGUUAAUUGCCAUGAUCACCAACUCCUUCCAGAAGAUUGAGGAUGAUGCAGAUGUGGAGUGGAAAUUUGCACGAUCCAAACUCUAUCUAAACUAUUUCAGAGAGGGUCUUACCCUGCCAGUUCCAUUUAAUGUCAUCCCAACUCCAAAAGCAAUAUUUUAUAUGAUCCGGGGAUUUUUCAGAGUGAUAUUUUGCUGCAAGAAAUCUUCUCAAAAUGAUUAUCCUCCACUUCCACAUGCAAUAGAUGAUGGCAUGAGAGCAGAAGGCAAGGAGACUUACAGACUGCAGGUGAUCAAAACCCUGGUGCAGAGGUACAUUGACACUGCCAGACGAGAAUUUGAGGAAGCCAAAAGAAAAGAUUUGGGCAAUCGUAUUACAGAACUAACGAAAUCUGUAAACCACAUUCACACAGAAAUUAAACAUCUCAAACAUUAUACUUCUGAGAGUACCCCUAAUGAUCCUGCAAAAGAUGGGGCAAACAUCCUAAGUCACUACAUUAGCCGUGUCCGCAGUGGCUUCCAUAGCUAUGGAGAUGAUGGGUCUAUCAGCUCUGACUCAGGAACCAGAGGUUCACUCCAAGUGAUGGCACAGCUGAGUAAUGAAGAGACAGGUGGAUUAGAUGAUGAGUGCCCUCCUUAUCCAGAAGAAUAUAGCUUCAACAAGGAUAUAGCAACUUCCCCAACUGAAAGCAAAAUGUCUGAGGAUACAGACACUGGAAUCAGCACCGAUGAUAACUCACCUGACUACGAAAACAGUCCUACAUGGGAAGAAGAAGAGCCUACAAAGGAAAAUACCACAGAAAACCAAGAUGAAACAACAUAACAGAAGAAGCAAUUGGCAAAUUAUUGUUGGAGGUUUGACUAGAAUUAUAUACAGAUAUAGCCACAUAGAUGCGUGAACAAAAUGCAAGUUAUUUUCCUGAAGAAGCGGUUCUGCUUUGCAUAUUAGUUUUAUCUGUCAGUUUUCUCUUGCAUGUAUCUUGUGGAUCCAACCUUUUCUUGAAAAGACGAAGAAGUAGACAGGAAAUAAAUGUUUCAUCGCAACAUAUUUAUGAACUUUCAGAUUGUCUUCAAAAGUGGUAAGGCAUACUGAGAUGGAUAUCUGUGUGUCAUCCAAGACAGAGAAACAGUGAUACAAAAAAUAUGAGCUUGGUAUCAGGCACAAAAAUACACUAAAACAUACUUGCACAUAUAGCCACAUUAGUAUAAUUCACAACUGUGCCAUCCAACACCACACACGCAUGUUAUCAGAUGUCAACAUAAAAUAAUGCUUGAACACAGCCCGUUCCAUGGAAAUUAAUGUAAAUCAGUUGCAGAGUCACAUUAGUGAUGCAGACCCUUAUUUUUUAAACAUGCACAUAUGGAUA